Aspergillus caelatus is the source of this 2041-nucleotide messenger RNA. RefSeq names its product mitochondrial carrier domain-containing protein. Gene Ontology annotation, molecular function: phosphate transmembrane transporter activity. NCBI's taxonomy places the organism in Eukaryota, Fungi, Ascomycota, Eurotiomycetes, Eurotiales, Aspergillaceae. The transcript has 5 exons. Gene Ontology annotation, cellular component: mitochondrial inner membrane. The record is from RefSeq and is a predicted model, not a curated record. Gene Ontology annotation, biological process: mitochondrial phosphate ion transmembrane transport. Bases 1 to 1929 code for a protein of 642 amino acids.
AUGGCUAUGCAGGAACGCAAACUUCCUAUGGGAAAGAUCGAGCCUAAUACGGGCAAAUAUUUCGUUAACUGUGCUCUAGGAGGCAUUAUUGGACCUACCCAUACAUCAGUAACACCACUCGAUCUGGUCAAGUGUCGCCGUCAGGUUGAUCCCAAGAUCUACACAUCGAAUAUCUCAGCAUGGCGUUCUAUCUUCGCCAAGGAAGGACUCCGCGGAGUAUUCUUUGGCUGGUCUCCCACAUUCAUCGGGUAUUCCUUCCAGGGCGCAGGUAAAUAUGGAUUCUACGAGUACUUCAAGUAUCUAUACGGCGACCAAAUGUUCCCCGGCAUGAACCGUACGGUGGUAUACCUAGGCGCCAGUGCCUCUGCCGAAUUCCUUGCAGACAUGGCCCUCUGCCCCUUCGAGGCGAUCAAGGUGCGCAUGCAGACGACCCUGCCGCCCUAUGCGCAGACGAUGCGCGAGGGUUGGAGCAAGAUCGUUGCCCAAGAAGGAUUCGGCGGUUUGUAUAAGGGGUUGUAUCCGCUCUGGGCGCGACAGAUUCCUUACACUAUGACCAAGUUCGCUACCUUUGAGGAGACGGUCAAUGCGAUCUAUAAGACUUUGGGCAAACCGAAAGAGAGCUGCAGUGGACUGCAACAAACUGGAAUCAGUUUCCUGGGCGGUUACAUUGCUGGCAUUUUCUGUGCGAUUGUCAGCCAUCCGGCUGAUGUUAUGGUUAGCAAGCUUAAUGCUGAUCGUCAGGCUGGUGAGUCAGCCAUGAAGGCCGUGUCGCGCAUUUAUGGAAAUAUCGGGUUUUCGGGCCUAUGGAACGGUCUUCCCGUCCGUAUCGUCAUGUUGGGUACACUGACUGGAUUCCAAUGGUUGAUAUCCCUGUGUCUUGUGCCUCGCCGAAGAACCUUACCGGUCCUGUGGAAAGGGAUCCCCGACUACGUUCGCAUCAAGACAUACACAGCACAUCUCACUCGCCGGUCCUUUGUCCCUGAACACCCUGUUGACUGGGAGUCUGAGACAAAGUGUUACUCCGCGCAACCCCCAUCAAUCCGCAGCGAGACCUCAAUUCACCCAUCCAAACCCCUCAUCUACGAAUCAAAUCACCUUUUAUCUCAAAUUUCGACUUUUAUCCUAGGCCCUCGACAACAACAACUCAAUCCAAACCACAAGGAAAACUGCCAUAUAACACUAAACACAAUGGAGCCAUCUACAAAUCAGUCAACAUCAAUCGAAUCCUCGAACCCCCCGAGUGUCGAACAUGCCUACAAACGCAAAUGCGUCGCCUUAAAGAAACGCUUAACUGAGAUCGAAAGAGAGAACGAUCUGAUGCGCGUCCGUAACCACCGCGGCUGGCAAUAUAUCCAAAAGAUGCGUCUUGAGUCAUGCAUCCUGCUCGAGCGCCUAGCCAAGGUCACCGGCAUGGCAGAGGAGGCCCAGGCAGGCGUCAGCCCGGAGCUACGGGCCCGCGCCGCGGCUAUGAUGUCUAAUGCGGCAGUUCUGGACCCUGGUGACAAGGAGGGUGGUAGUGGUGUGUAUUAUGCGGAUGACACGGAGGGGAGCUCGGAUGAACAGCCGCCUACUCCCCAAGAACGACCUCUCCGUGUGAAACGAUCCCGGAAAUCAAAUGUCGGCGACGGUGUAGAUGAUGAUGCCGCCCCUUCUGCUAACAACGCGCCCGAGUCUUCGUCCGCUGCUGGAUCAGCCUCGCUUCCGCGGUUAGCGCCUGCGCCGUCGCAGGAGGACAUGACUUCUUCAUUCCGCAUCCAGGCGGGCAACGACUCGGCACAAGAUAAAGAGAACAAUACCGGUUCCGGAAGUGACCGUGGUGGUAGCCAGAACCCGGAGUCCGGGUCAAGAGAACCUGGCCAAGGAGAGGUCUCUGUGGAGCCGACAACGCCUAUGGACAUGGAUACUAAGGAGUCGAAGGAGGACAGUUAGUUGGGGGGUUUUUUCUUUGCGCUCAGUGGAUGAUGGGUUGGGGGUUUUGUAUCUUUAUCUUAUAUUCUUUGUUUUUGUGACCAUUUUCUUCUUCUUUUUUUUUUUUUUUCUC